AUGGAGUGUUCCUCUCCAAACUUCGUUCUUAAAAUCAGCAUUCGGGCCCUUGAAAACAUCCACAGACCAGCUGACGGAGCAGAGUUUGAUUCAACCAUUCUCCUAGCGAUCUAUUACACGGCAGGGACGUGGCCUGACAUCGUGGCUAGGCUGCCGCACUUCAAUACCAACAUCGUGGAUAACGCUAGCGAGAGACCGAAACGGAUGGAAACAGUGCUGUGGCUGCAGGACAAGUGA
This is a messenger RNA of Strongylus vulgaris, 237 nucleotides long. The record is from the annotation of a GenBank genome assembly. Lineage: Eukaryota; Metazoa; Nematoda; Chromadorea; Rhabditida; Strongylidae.